Saccharomyces mikatae IFO 1815 is the source of this 2856-nucleotide messenger RNA. It is a transcript of the gene VID30, whose product is annotated as glucose-induced degradation complex subunit VID30. Gene Ontology annotation, cellular component: cytoplasm. Bases 1 to 2856 code for a protein of 951 amino acids. Gene Ontology annotation, molecular function: protein binding. The transcript has a single exon. NCBI's taxonomy places the organism in Eukaryota, Fungi, Ascomycota, Saccharomycetes, Saccharomycetales, Saccharomycetaceae. Gene Ontology annotation, biological process: cytoskeleton organization; cell surface receptor signaling pathway. The record is from RefSeq and is a predicted model, not a curated record.
AUGUCUGAAUAUAUGGACGACGUAGAUCGCGAGUUCAUCAACUGUUUAUUCCCAGGCUACUUGUUACAACAACCUGUCGCUUAUGAUUUAUGGAUUUUGUAUUUGCAACAUAGAAAACUCUUUCACAAACUAAAGAACACGAACUUGAUCAAGGCUAACGAGAAUCACAGUUCUACCGGUAUUAGCAGAAUGAAGUUAACUGUCUCAACUAGGAAGGAAAUCUGGUCAAAAUUGAUGAAUUUAGGUGUUCUCGGCACGAUUUCAUUUGAAGCUGUUAACGACGAUUACCUGAUUCAAGUUUAUAAGUAUUUCUAUCCAGACGUCAACGACUUCACUCUGAGGUUCGGUGCUAAGGACCAGAAUAGAAAUUCAGUACGGUUUUUGAAAGCUUCCUCAGAUAUUGGAAAGAAUGCUCAGGAACUGUUAGAGCCUGUUUUAUCCGAACGUGAAAUGGCACUGAACUCCAAUGUCAGCCUUGAUAAUGACGAAAAUGACGAAAAUGACGAUGAAGAUGAAGAUGACGAUGACGAUGAAGAUGACGAUGGUGACGAUAACGAUGAAUCUGAGCUGGAAAGCCUAGAAGGGGGGGCGGACACCGACACGGACGAUAACAAUGGGGAAGAUGACUCUGACCAUCAAGAGGAAGGACAACAAGAAGAAGGCGGGGCAAGUGCAGUGGUUUCCAAUGCACAACAGCAUCCUGAAGGGGUUUCGGACCCAUGGAUAUAUCAAAGAUCUAGAUCAGCUGUUAAUAUAGAAGCAGGGUCAAUGAAUAUACUAGGCACAACUGAUAAAAAUAGCAAUCUACAAUACUACCCUCCUGAUCAAUCACCAACAUCUUCCUUUUCCUCUUCUAGAGUAUCAUCUAGUAACGACAAAAAUGACAAUGAGACAACAGAUGGUUUGUCCAGUAGUGAUAACAAAAAGAAAAAUUCAAUGAUUCCUGAUAUUUACAAGAUAUUAGGAUAUUUUCUACCUUCUAGAUGGCAAGCACAACCUAACAAUAGUUUGCAAAUAUCUCAAGAUGGUAUCACUCAUUUACAGCCUAAUCCCGAUUAUCAUUCGUACAUGACUUAUGAAAGGUCAAACGCUUCAUCUGCUUCGGCUAGGAAUAGACUGAGGACAUGCUUCGAAAACUCAGGGAAAGUGGAUUUUGCAGUUACUUGGGCAAAUAAGUCAUUACCAGAGAAUAAAUUAACGAUAUUUUAUUAUGAAAUCAAAGUGCUAAGUGUAACGAGUACGGAAAGUGCUGAAAAUAGUAAUAUUGUUAUUGGCUACAAGUUAGUAGAGAACGAAUUAAUGGAAGCUAAUGCAAAGAAAAGUACUUCUCGUUCAAGUGUGACCGGUUCCAGCAGUAGCUUAGGCGGUGGUAAUAACAUUAGUUCCAAUAGAGUACCCUCUACUUCAUUUGCUAUGGAAGGCACUCAACGGCGCGAUUAUAUUUAUGAAGGAGGUGUUUCAGCUAUGUCCCUUAAUGUGGAUGGUUCUAUAAACAAAUGUCAAAAGUACGGAUUUGAUCUGAACGUGUUCGGUUAUUGCGGAUUUGAUGGUUUGAUAACUAAUUCUACAGAACAAACCAAGGAAUAUGCGAAGCCUUUUGGCAGAGAUGACAUUAUCGGCUGUGGUAUAAAUUUUAUUGAUGGCUCAAUAUUUUUUACAAAAAAUGGUAUCCAUUUAGGUCACGCAUUUACAGACUUGAAUGAUCUACAGUUUGUUCCGUAUGUAGCCUUGCGACCUGGAAACUCUAUUAGAACGAACUUUGGAUUAAACGAGGAUUUUGUGUUCGAUAUUAUAGGGUAUCAAGACCGUUGGAAGAGUUUAACAUACCAACAUAUUUGUCGUGGACGUCAAACGGAUGUUUCCAUUGACGAAUUUGAUUCUGAUGAAAGCGAAGAAGAUGGACAUGGGGAAACCAAACCAAUAAAUGUUAAUGAAGAUUUGAUGGAUAUUGAUCAAGAAUGUGAUGUCGUCGAUGCAAGUACUCUGGAAGAUAAGGGUGGGAAAAAUCUAAAGUUUCUUUUGGGAGAGGAUGAUAGGUUUAUAAACGAGAAGUUAGUUAGACCGGAUGUUAACGACAUAAAUACAUUAAAUAUGGAUGAUGGUUCGUUGCCUAACACUUUAAAUGUGAUGAUAAAUGAUUAUUUGAUCCACGAAGGAUUAGUUGAUGUUGCAAAGGGGUUUUUAAGAGAUUUACAAAAAGAUGUGGCCGGUGCAAAUGGGCAUCACUCUGAAAACAAAGACGUGAUAAGACACAAUGAAAGGCAAAUCAUGAAAGAAGAACGCAUGGUAAAGAUAAGACAAGAAUUAAGGUAUUUAAUAAACAAAGGUCAAAUUAGUAAAUGUAUCAGUUACAUCAACAACGAAAUUCCCGAUUUAUUGAAAAAUAAUUUAGAAUUAGUAUUUGAGUUGAAGCUCGCAAACUACCUGGUAAUGAUAAAAAAAAGUUCAACUAAAGAUGAUGAUGAAAUAGAAAGUUUAGUUUUGAAAGGUCAAGAAUUAUCUAACGAAUUUAUAUAUGAUGCUGAGAUCCCACAAUCUUUAAGAGAUAGAUUCAGUGGACAAUUGAGUAAUGUCUCAGCAUUAUUGGCAUAUUCUAAUCCACUUGUGGAAGCGCCAAAGGAGAUAUCAGGAUAUUUGAGUGAAGAGUAUCUGCAGGAGCGAUUAUUUCAAGUUUGCAACAGUACGAUACUAACGUUUUUACAUAAGGAUAGCGAAUGUGCAUUAGAAAAUGUAAUAUCGAAUACAAGAGCAAUGCUUUCUACUUUGCUUGAGUACAAUGCCUUUGGUUCAUCUAAUUCGUCGGAUCCGAGGUACUACAAAGCAAUAAAUUUCGACGAAGAUGUCCUGAACUUAUGA